Molecule: messenger RNA, 543 nt
Organism: Spirometra erinaceieuropaei
Lineage: Eukaryota; Metazoa; Platyhelminthes; Cestoda; Diphyllobothriidea; Diphyllobothriidae
Source: the annotation of a GenBank genome assembly
AUGCUGACCCUCAACCACUCUCAAAAUGUCCGCGCUGCCAACGAACAUUCUGCGCACGGGUCGGCCUCGUCGGACAUCUCAGGACUCAAUUCACCAACCGUCGGUGAAGGACACACCGGUGGGUUCGCCCGUUUCGGGAUUCAUCGCCGAGGUGUUCCUGCAACGGUUAGAAUUGCUGGUCUUCCAACAGCACAGACCGACGUUCUGGGCCGGUAUGUGGAUGAUACCUUCGUCUUUAUAGACCGGGACCAACUGCUAACAUUUAAGGAACAUCUGAAUGCGAUCUUGCCGGAUAUCCAAUUUACGAUGGAGGAGGAAGAGAACAACCAGCUGGCCUUCCUGGAUGUCUUCGUAUGCCGGAAAGAUUGUGGUGGACUAAAGACCAAGGUGUUCAGGAAAGCGACAAAUAUGAUGCAAAUACUGAACUUCAACAUCAACCAUUCAAUCAGCCACAAACGCAGUUGUGUAAGGACGCUCUGUCGGCGUGUCGAAACGCACAGCAGUGAGCCGGAAGACAAGAUUGCCAAGCUACAAUACCUCUGA